Molecule: messenger RNA, 1314 nt
Organism: Aspergillus uvarum CBS 121591
Lineage: Eukaryota; Fungi; Ascomycota; Eurotiomycetes; Eurotiales; Aspergillaceae
Product: cyclin family protein
Exons: 1
Coding region: 1-1314 (437 amino acids)
Biological process (GO): regulation of cyclin-dependent protein serine/threonine kinase activity
Cellular component (GO): nucleus; cyclin-dependent protein kinase holoenzyme complex
Molecular function (GO): protein kinase binding; cyclin-dependent protein serine/threonine kinase regulator activity
Source: RefSeq, a predicted model, not a curated record
AUGGAUCUGAACCGGGCAGCCCUGCAUGAAUUCAUCAUGCAGCCGGUGUCGCGGCAGAUGGUUGCGCACUUGGCCGAACAGGCCUCACAGGUCAUCCGCUGCGAAGCGCAUGUGACGGCACAACAAGCCCACGGACAGCCGACACCUCCCAGCACACCUCCCAUGGAUGCGACUCUACCACCACUCCCCUCAGUAGAGACGUUCAUUGCUUCCCUGGUUGCUCGAUCACAGGUUCAGGUGCCCACCUUGAUGACCUCGCUAGUCUACCUGGCGCGACUGCGUUCCCGCUUGCCUCCAGUAGCCAAGGGCAUGCGUUGUACCGUCCAUCGCAUCUUCCUCGCUUCGCUCAUCCUUGCAGCCAAGAACCUGAACGACUCGAGUCCCAAGAACAAGCACUGGGCCCGGUACACGGCGGUCAAGGGCUACGACGGAUUCGCGUUCCCUCUGCCCGAGGUCAACCUCAUGGAGCGCCAGCUGCUGUUCCUGCUUGACUGGGACACUCGCGUCACUGAAGCCGACCUGCUGCAGCACCUAGAGCCAUUCCUGGCCCCGAUCCGCAGUCGCUACCAGCAGCAGCAACAGCAACAGCGAGAAGUGGAGCGUCGCCAAUCCCGAGAUUGGCGUCGCUUCCACUCCUCCACGGAUCUCCUGACUUCCCGCCUGCGCCGUCAGAAAUUGGAUGCCCGUCGACAAGUGGUGGAUGCCGCCUAUCAGCAACCCGAACGACGGAUGAUGGCAGCCAGCCCGGCCUCAUCUGUGUCUUUGUCAUCCAUGUCUUCUGCGUCGUCCGUCUCAAGCUCAAGCUCAAGCUCAAGCGCACAAAGCGCAUCUCCCGCCCCCUCGCUAAUUGAUGCUGCGGCCGAUCGUUAUCACCCAUACCCGACUGGCCGCCGGCGUCCUACAUCCCGCGGUCGGAUGUCGGGCUCUCCUCCGGGCGCGCAGGAUGUGCCCGGAAUGUCACGAGCCGAUACUGCAACUUCCUUGAGCUCGCGGGCAUCCAGCCUGUCCUCCAGCUCGCGCGCUGUCACUCCGGCGAGUCUCCGAAACUCCAGCUCGAUCACCAGCUUUGACGAGGCCUUGCCCGUGCGCGUGGUGGACGGUGGUCGCAGCCCCUCAUCAUUUAUUGGCGGUGGCUUGCCACUGGAGGAGUGUCUGCCGCCCGCGCAGCCCAGCAAGAAGAUGCGUCUCGGUUAUUCUGGACACGCAGCUCAUCCCCACGGCCCCGCCCACCCGGUCGCCGCUGGCGGUCAUGGGUUCGUGGCGCGCUUUCUCGCCACGGCCGCGGGGUCGUACAUGGGCGGUCGUCGACACUAA